AUGUCCCUCCCUCAUCGAGCAUGGUACAUCUCGAAGUCGGGGUGGCCACACGCAGCGAUAGCUCUCACCGCGGUGCUCUGGGCGGCUGCCUCACGCCUCUCUCAACCGGGCGCGCAGUCUCACUCGAGAACUCUGCUCAUGGUAUGGAAAUACGAGCUGCCCAUCCAGGCUACCAGAAUCGCCCCCAUAGCGCUGCUCGCCGUCGCGCACGCGUAUCGCGACGCCGCCAUACUCGCGUACGGCCUCACGCUCGGUCUCGCGAGACACGCGGGCAGCCCAGCACGGAGACGCUCCAGCCUGCACCAGGUCAACUUUGUCUACACAGCUGUGUUCUGCCUGCAUCUCGCAGCGCGAUAUCUCCCCUGUCUUCGUCGAGACACGCACUGCCACCACAGCCCCGUGGUCACGGUGGCAACCGUCUUCCUGGCCCUCCAUGUCGUCCUCAUCGCCGUGACGCCGCACCGUCUCAGCGGUAGCUCGUCGCCCGAAGAGGAGUGUAGCUUGCUUGGGUCCUGUACGUAUGCGUGGCUGGACCCCGUCAUUUGGAAAGGCGUGACCAAGAGGUUGGACAUGUCUGGCAUGCCCGCCCUGCCCUGGUACAAUGACCCCAAACUCCUGUUCCGCCGGCUGCAGAGCGCUCGUAGAGUCUCCCGAAACACUUUUCGCGCAAUCCUGCGCUUCCAGGGCAGGCAUAUCAUGCUCAUGGCCGCAUGGAGCAUGGCCGCCCAGUGUUUUGACAAUGUCGCUCCCUUUAGCAUGUUCAAGCUCCUAGAGUACCUGGCAGACCCUGAUGCUGCCGUCUACAAGCCAGGCGUGUGGCUCGCUCUUGUAUUCCUCGGCCCCGUGGCCAGGUCACUCUGCCACCAGCAGUACAUCUUCAAUUCGACGCGCCUCGUCGUCCGCGUCAAGUCCGCCAUGACGCAGGAGCUGUACAGCGUCGCCCUCUCCUCGAUGCAAGCUGACACCUCGACUGGAAGGCUUCUCACCCUCAUGGCAGCAGACAUCGAUGGCUUCCUCCGGGCGCGCAGCUCGGUCAUGGCACUUGCAGGGAUUUCCACAGGAACCCUCAUCUCGUUCGUCGGCAUGUAUCGAAUGUUUGGCUGGCCGUCGCUCGUUGGCAUGGCGAUUCUGCUUCUGGCCAUCCCCGUUUCCGUGUGGCUUGGCCGCCAUAUCUUCAAGCGGCAGAGGCUGGCGCGAAAGGCCCAGGACUCGCGAAUAUCAUUGAUAGCAGAGUAUCUGUCUUCGAUCCGUGUCGUCAAGUACUUUGCCUGGGAAGAAUAUAUCAACGCCCAAGUUGGCGCACGUCGCGCUGACGAGCAGAAGGAUCUCUGGCGCGUGGCGGUUCUCCAAGCCCUCGCCAACCAGAUCACCCAAAUCUUCCCUUUCUUGGCGCUGCUGAUCAUGUUUGGCUUGCACGUCGGCCUCCAGAACAAGCCACUGACGGCUUCGAUUGCCUUCACCACCUUAUACCUGGUGAGGAACCUGCGCAGAAACAUUUUGCAGGCAAGCCAGGUCGCCCGAAACGUUGCCGGGGCUCUUGUGUCCUUGGAGCGCCUGGAUGAGUACUUUGACACGGCAGUCCUCAAACCGAGGCUUCCGCAGGGACCCCUUCGAAUGCAGAAUGCCACGGUUCGUCGGCAUGAGCUGGAUCCCGGACUGAAAGACGUGUCCAUUGACUUUGUCGAGGGUGGCCUGAACGUGGUAUCUGGAAACAGUGGGAGUGGUAAGACGACACUUUUGCUGGCUAUUUUGGGCGAGAUUCAACUCAUGCAAGGCUCCAUAACCGCCCCCGAAGACAUUGCCUAUGCUCCACAGACAAGCUGGCUCCAAAAUUUGUCCAUCAAAGCCAACAUUGUCUUCGGGGUUGAAUUCGACCAGCCAUGGUACAACCGCAUUGUCGACGCAUGCCGCCUCCGGAUGGACCUUGCUGGUUUGCCAGAGGGAGAGAAUACCCUUGUUGGUGAGAAUGGCGCUUCAUUAUCGGGCGGUCAAAAGGCACGUGUAGCCCUGGCGCGGGCACUGUAUUCCCGGGCACCUCUCCUCUUGCUGGACGACAUAUUCUCAGCACUGGAUGCCAAGACGGCGGCCGUCCUCCACUAUAUGCGCUACUUUGGACAUCCUCUGUUCACCGUGGUCUGCCUGGCAUGUCUUGCCGGGUGCGGAUUACUGACGUUCGUCAGCGCGUACUGGCUGUCGAUCUGGGUUGAGGCGUACCGGCAUCAGGGCCAUGUCAAUGCGGCGUACUAUCUGGGUAUCUACGCCGCCUUGACAGUCUCGGAAAUUGCGCUCUUUGCCUCACUGAUCAUCCUGUUCGAAUGGGGCGGUUGGCGCGCAGCACGCAUGCUGCACGGGGAGUUCAUCGGGGCCGUCACGCGCGUGUCUCUGUCUUGGUACAGAACCAUACCUGUCGGACGGGUGACGAACCGGUUUGCAGGCGACAUGGCGUCGAUCGACAACUCACUCAGCAGCGUGCUGCGCCUCAGCCUCGAAUCACUGAGUCAAUUGUUCUUCCGUCUGGCCGCCGUCAGCUCCAUCAUGCCCAUCUUUAUGUUGCCAGCGCUGUGCACGUCGCUAUGCGGCAUCGUGGUGGCGGAAAUGUACACACGGACAGCGGUUAUUGUCAAGCGGCUCACGUCAUCGUCGCAGAGCCCCGUUUUCUCACAAUUUGCCGAUACACUGGCCGGCAUGUCGGUGAUCCGCGCCCGAGCUGGCAUGGCACGGUCGUUUCAGGAGGCCCUUGCGCAGAAGAUGAGCAUCUACUCCCGUGCUUUCGAGACUAGCCUUGAUUGUAAUCGCUGGGUGGCCGUGCGCGUAGAUUUCAUCACGAGUCUCGUGGUCUUGCUGGCCGGUAUCAUUGCUAUUUCGAAAGCCGGUGUGAUCGGAGCCGGUCUUGUGGGGUUCUCGCUCUCCAAUGCCAACGACUUGAGUACGACCAUCUUGGUUCUCGUGCGAAGCCUCAAUGACCUAGAGGUUGAGAUGCAGAGCUUCCAUCGCGUCAGGGAGUAUGUGAAACUAGUCCCCGAGGAACAGGACGACAAACCCUAUCCGGAAGAAGGGUUAUACAGUGACGGCCCGUGCGUGCCAAGAGACUGGCCGUCAUCCGGCGAGGUCGAGUUCCGGAACGUGACGGUGCGCUACUGUGAGGACGGGCCAGAUAUUCUGAAGGAUGUGAACCUCAAAUUUAGGCCCGGGGAGCGUGUCGCUAUCGUCGGGCGGACAGGUUCGGGAAAGAGUACGAUUCUGUACGACGGGCUUGACAUUACCAAGGUGCCUCGACAGCGUCUCCGCAGAGCACUCACCGUUAUUCCGCAAGAAGCGGUCCUCUUCACUGGGACGGUAGGUUCAAACAUGGAUCCUUCGGGGCAGACGUCUGCCGAUGCUCUGCAGCGAGUUCUGGACUACUGCCAUUCUGUCGCCUCCUUCGAUGAUGCUGAGGCCGAAAGUGCCAUCCAGCUGGACACUGCUGUCCAGGCCGGAGGCGAGAACUUUUCACACGGCCAGAGGCAGGUUUUGUCUCUGUGCCGUGCCAUAUUGCGCCAUAAUCGACUGAUGCUGUUUGACGAGGCCACGGCCAAUAUGGACUACGUGACAGACGAAGGCAUACAGCAGAUCUUGCGCGCGGAGCUGGGCAAGGAAAGUGAACGUACGCUGGUGACCGUGGCGCAUCGUCUACGCACAGUGAUAGACUACGAUCAGGUGGUCGUGAUGGGUGCAGGGCGCGUUGUCGAGGUGGGCAGCCCUCGGGAGCUUUUCGCAGCAAAGGGGCCGUUCCACGAGAUGAUUCAGCACAGCGGGGAGAGGCACAUGCUGGAGGAGUUCUUGCGCAAACAACAGGGGCAGGACGGGGUCGGUCAAGAAGAGGCAUUCUCGUUUGGAUGCGACAGUAUUACAGAUAGCCCAACACUUUCAUUUCCUACAUUGCCAUAG
Emericellopsis cladophorae is the source of this 3927-nucleotide messenger RNA. Its product is annotated as ATP-binding cassette transporter abc4. Gene Ontology annotation, cellular component: membrane; fungal-type vacuole. The record is from RefSeq and is a predicted model, not a curated record. Gene Ontology annotation, biological process: transmembrane transport. Gene Ontology annotation, molecular function: ATP binding; ABC-type peptide transporter activity; ATP hydrolysis activity. NCBI's taxonomy places the organism in Eukaryota, Fungi, Ascomycota, Sordariomycetes, Hypocreales, Bionectriaceae. Bases 1 to 3927 code for a protein of 1308 amino acids. The transcript is spliced from 4 exons.